AUGCGUUACGUUUGCCGACGUCACAUCGAGCAAGCAUUCAAUCGCCAAAUGCGCGGCUUUCGAGUGCUAGCAGUUGAAGAGAUAAUUUCGAUUUUCCUACAAAAACCGAACAUGAAUAGCGACGGAAAAUACGUGCGGGCUCCGGUACUUCUGAGUGAAUCGGAAGACUCCAAUGAUUCGUUUCCUGGUGAAACAGAAAAAGCUAUUGCCGAUGACGAUAGCGUAUAUUCAAGUGAACCAUAUCAAGCGGAAUCUCUGGAUGGAGAAGCUGUCGAGCUCGAUGUCGUGGAACGCAACACCAACCGUAACCAAGGUAACACAGAGGACGUAGAAGAAAUGCGAAAGGAGAACCUAGAGUACAGGCGCAGAAUAGACCAGAUGCAAAAUACAUUGGAUAAGCUCAUGAACGAGAAGCGGUCAAAUCAAUCUCAGGACACCACCGGCUCAAUGACCCGCGAAAUCGAUGAAAGUUGGAAUAAUGGGGACGCAUUUGCAGUGCCAUCGACGAGCACGGGCGGCAUACGUUGGGAGCAUAUUCAGCCCUUUCCAAACGAUGUACCAGCGAAUAUGAUGUGGGAGCAAUGGAAUCGGUUCAUUGAUCGUUUCGAGAUUGCUGCCUCUAUCUCGAACGUCAACGACCCUAUCAAACGCUCACAGAUACUGUAUCUAUCCAUGGGUGAAAAGCUUCAGGGAAUAGCACGAGCCGCUAGACUUCGUCCGAAUCUUAAAGAUCCGAACUGUUACAAAAUAUUCGUAAGAAACAUUGAAACAUACCUGCAAUCGAUGGUCGAUAUUACAGCGGAACAUGAAAUGUUCUCCAAUUUGAAACAGGAUCCGGACGAGCCUGCUUUAACUUUUCACGCUCGUUUAAUGGAAAAGGUUAGGCUUUGUAGGUACAGCAGUACAGAUGAAGAUCGUUUUGUGAGGAUGCAGCUGCUUAAGGGCAUGCGGAAUAGAGAGUUGGCCAGAACAGCAAGAACGUUUGGAUAUGAAACAACAUUCAUCGUUCAAUCGGCUACACGUGAAGAGGCAUAUGCUGCUGGAACAGUUCAAGCUAGAUCCGCGGAUGCCUUUGCGGUGGCGAAAGACCGACAACGUCGCCACAUACCUUCUGAUGGAGUGCCCAAUACACGCCGGCAUGACGCCGUUAACGAUAGGCAAUUCCGCCCUAAACGGCAACGUGAAUCUGAUGACACAAGUUACUAUGGACGUGGACGCCGCUCUCGUUGUCCGAAGUGUUUCCUUUUAUUUCAUAAGUUCGGAUCAUGUCCAGCAUUCGAUCGGAACUGUAAAGCUUGUGGCGAGCGGGGUCACUUCGCGGCCGCAUGCCGGAAGAAGAAUGCCAACACUAUCCAGCUUAAACGUGAUCUUCCAACAGGUUGGGAAGACGAAGAUAAGACAAAGCAAGUAAAUGCACUGACUCUGGAACAAGCGCUCAUUGAUUGCCAAAUAGGAUAUUCAACUCCAAUUCGGUUUCUCAUAGACUCUGGAGCGGACGCAAAUAUUAUUGGUGGAAAGGAUUGGUCUAAAUUGAAAGAGGAAUUUUCAUCAGGAUGCGCCGACCUUGAGCCCAUGGAGUUAUCAUUUAAUAAUGAUCUACGAUCGUAUGCUUCAUCAAAUCCAAUUUCAGUUAAAUGCGCAUUUAGAGCUGAAAUUCGGGUAGUUGGAUGUCCGAAACCAUCGAUGAGGGCAGAAUUUCUUGUCGUUCCCGAAGGACGCCGUUCGUUGUUAGGUCGCUCUACAGCAAGCGACAUGAAUCUGUUGAAGAUUGGCGUUUCCGUGAACAAUUGCGAAUCAUUAAAAAAGGACCAUUUAUUCCAGAAGGUUUUCAAUGUUCUAGUAAAAUUCAGCGUUGAUAAGUCGAUACCCCCAGUAAGAAAUGCUUACUACAAUGUACCUGCAGCGUACAGGGAAAGUGCGAGAAAGAGACUCCAAGACAUGGAAACCCAAGGUAUCAUUGAACGAAUAACAACAGCUCCCAAUUGGAUCAGCGGUGUGUCGGCUGUUGCUAAAGGUAAGAAUGAUUUCCGGCUGGUACCUAAGGCUGGUACCUGA
Messenger RNA from Armigeres subalbatus, 2055 nucleotides. RefSeq lists its product as uncharacterized. The transcript is spliced from 3 exons. Lineage: Eukaryota; Metazoa; Arthropoda; Insecta; Diptera; Culicidae. The record is from RefSeq and is a predicted model, not a curated record. The coding region runs from base 1 to 2055 and encodes 684 amino acids. Gene Ontology annotation, biological process: proteolysis. Gene Ontology annotation, molecular function: aspartic-type endopeptidase activity; zinc ion binding; nucleic acid binding.